Molecule: messenger RNA, 1563 nt
Organism: Scheffersomyces amazonensis
Lineage: Eukaryota; Fungi; Ascomycota; Pichiomycetes; Serinales; Debaryomycetaceae
Gene: GSH2
Product: glutathione synthase
Exons: 1
Coding region: 71-1537 (488 amino acids)
Biological process (GO): glutathione biosynthetic process
Cellular component (GO): cytosol
Molecular function (GO): glutathione synthase activity; glutathione binding; ATP binding
Source: RefSeq, a predicted model, not a curated record
UAUACAUAUAUAGAUAAAUAAUUUAUACCUUUUAAUUUGAAUUCAAAGUUUCUAUAUAUCAACUAUAAGCAUGGCACCAAAGGAAUUUCCUGAAUUGGGUGAAACUCAAUUGAAUGAAUUAAAAGAGGCAUUAUCUCAAUGGAGUUUGGCCAAUGGAUUAAUCAUGUAUCCACCUAAUUUCGAACAAUAUAAUGCCAAUGUUGCACCAAUAACUUUAUACCCAACUCCAUUACCAAAGAGUAGUUUUAAGAAUGCACAAGAUGUUCAAAAAAUCUUUAAUGAGUUAUAUAUAAAUUUAGUUACCAAACAAAAAUCUUGGUUACUACCAUUAUUACAAGACUUAUCAACCUUUGAUAAAGAUUUCACUGGUAAAUUAUUUGAAACUUAUCAAAAAGCUAUCGAACAAAGUCCAAAUAAGAAGCUCGUUCAACCAUUAUCUUUAGGUUUAUUUAGGUCAGACUAUAUGAUUCAUCAAGAUACUAAUGAAAUAAAACAAAUUGAAUUUAAUACUGUUAGUGUCUCAUUUGGAGGUUUAUCAUCAAAAGUUGGUCAAUUGCAUAAUUAUUUAAAUAAAGUAGGUUAUUAUGAUAAUAAUUAUUCUUAUAAAUAUUAUGAAGAUGAAGAAAUCCCCAUUUCAAAAUCUUCAACUGAAUUAGCUCAAGGAUUAGCUGAAGCUAAUACUCAUUAUGGUGUAAAUAAUUCAGUUAUUUUAUUCAUUGUACAACCAGGAGAAAGAAAUUGUUUUGAUCAAAGACAUAUUGAAUAUGCUUUAAUUAAUGAUCAUAAUAUUAAAUCGUAUCGUUUAACUCUUGAAGAAGUAUCUUCACAAACUACUAUUAAAGAUAAUAAGUUGUAUCUUAAAUCAACUAUGGAUGAAGUAUCAGUUGUAUACUAUCGUUCUGGUUAUGCUCCAACAGAUUAUGAAGUAAAUCCAGAAAAGACUUGGGAAGCAAGAUUAUUAUUAGAAAAAUCAAGCGCUAUUAAAUCUCCUUCUAUUUUAACACAACUUGCAGGAGCUAAAAAAGUUCAACAGAUUUUAACUAAUGCUGAUGCCAUAAAACAAGCAUUACCUGAUAUUACUGAGAGUGAUUUAUCCUUAUUAUUAUCUACAUUUGUUUCGAUUUAUCCAUUGGACGAUACUGAACAAGGUAAAUUGGCUAAGAAAUUGGCAUUUGAGCAGCCAGAAAAUUUUGUAUUAAAACCUCAAAGAGAAGGUGGUGGUAAUAAUAUUUAUAAAGAAAAUAUUCCAUCAUUCUUGAAAUCAAUUGAUGAGAAGGAAUGGGGUGCUUAUAUUUUAAUGGAAAUUAUUAAUCCCCCUACGUAUCGUAAUAAAAUUAUUAGAAAUAAUGAAAUUUAUCAUGAAGAUAUCAUAUCUGAAUUAGGUAUAUUUGGAACUAUUUUAUUUAAUGAAGAAACUGGUGACAUUAUCAGUAAUAAAAAUGCCGGAUUCUUAUUAAGAUCUAAAUUUAGUACUAGUAAUGAAGGUGGUGUUGCUGCUGGUUUCGGUUGUGUGGAUAACAUUUACUUAUACGAAUAAACAUAGAAAGUAUUAGACAAAGUUAA